AUGUCGCCGCGGCGCUCCUCGCGGGCCCGCACCACCCAGCCUCCACCAAGUGCUCCACCUCACAGCAGUACCUCCUCGUCCGUCUCCUCAGCUCGCGAUAGAAACGCUCGAGCGAGCGUCAAGCAGCAAUCGCCCCGAAUCUCCGCAACUCCACAGUCGCAGCUCUCAUCCGAAAACGGCGACAACGCCGCUCUCGCCCCACCGACCCAGCCGCGUCGCUCUGCUCGCGGACAAGACGUCAACGAGCACGAGGCCGCGAAGUUCGAUACCGAACUUGACGACGAGGAGGAAGCCGGCGACGAAGAGGAGAUCACGAGGUGUGUCUGUGGCCACCAGGACUACCCGGGUCCGCCCUCAGAUCCAAAGUCUCCGCCACUGGGGGGACUGGAUCCUCAGAACGACGAAGCCGGCGGCCUUUUCAUACAAUGCGACGUUUGCAAGGUCUGGCAACACGGCGGAUGCGUGGGCAUCAUGGAGGAGAAGGACAGCCCGGAAGAGUACUUCUGCGAGGAGUGCAAGAGGGAGCUACACAAGAUCAUGACCGAUCACAAAGGGCAACGAUACUCUCGCUACUUACCUGUCUGGGAACAGCAGCACCCGAAGCACUCAGCCCGCAAGACCUCCGUAUCGAAAGACGCCGAUAAGAAUCCGAGGGACAAGGACAAAACAACAGGUCGGGGCAGCGUGGAUUCUAUCACGAAGAGGCGAUCGACCAUGAACAGCAGGGCAGCCUAUGAGGAAGACGAGAUGCUACGCAAAGUCAUUGAGGAGAGCAAACACGAAGGCGAUGGAGUCAAGACCGAGAAUGGCAACAGAAAGGGCAAGCGGAGCCGUGAUGAGAGUGAAGAUACGAGACAAGAGAACAAGCGACAGCGAAGAAGCUCCAACUCGCCAUCCCCACCACCAGCGUCCGAGUCAGAGGCCGAGGGUGAAGCGACGAAGACGACAGCGAACAGUCACAAGCAGAAACCGCGCGGCGCUGCGGCAAGAAGUCAGCGCGAGAAAGAGAUGCGGGAGGCGAAAGAGCGCGAAAAGGCGGAUCUGGCAAAGAGCCGUAAGGCACGCGCUGAGCGGAGGAGGGUUGGAGAACCCGAAAUGAUAGAGAACAGCCCGGUGCCUAAGGAACUUGAGGACUACAAUCUGCCCCCUGAACCUUCACCCAAGCAUUUGCAUACCCCAAAAGCCGCCACGCCCGUUGUUCCGGAGAGCAGGACAAAAGACAAGAAGGGAGGGACCACUGGGAAGGCGCCUCAAAGAAGAGGGAAGCUCGGUAGGAAUCAAUACACACGCGAUCGAGACCCACCCGCAUCUACACCACCUGGCAGCGGCAACAACAAGGACAAGGACAGGACCAAGGAUCCUUCGCCGGCAUCGCAAACUCGCGCAACGAACGGCGCGGACCACAAUAAGACGGACAGCGAUGGAACUGUGAGCGGCAGCAUACACAGCAAGAACGGCAAAGCGAAGCCAUCGAACAGCAAGCUGGAAAAGACGAGCUUCAACGAGAUGAGGCGAAGAGCGUCCGGCAUGCUGGAGUUCAUCAGCCGCAUGCAGGUUGAGAUGGCAGGAGAGAAGACAACGACGACUACGGUGGCGGCGGCGGCAGUCAGCAUGACGCUUAAGGUUGUCGAGGGCGCUUUGGGACCGGAAACAAGGGACAAGGGCUUCGAGCAGAUGAGCAGCUUGGAGAUGAUGGACCAUCUCACGAGGCGACUCGUCAUGUGGCAGAAGGAUUUCGGAACCUGA
Messenger RNA from Coniosporium apollinis CBS 100218, 1746 nucleotides. RefSeq lists its product as uncharacterized. The coding region runs from base 1 to 1746 and encodes 581 amino acids. The transcript has 4 exons. Gene Ontology annotation, biological process: negative regulation of silent mating-type cassette heterochromatin formation; negative regulation of rDNA heterochromatin formation. The record is from RefSeq and is a predicted model, not a curated record. NCBI's taxonomy places the organism in Eukaryota, Fungi, Ascomycota, Dothideomycetes. Gene Ontology annotation, cellular component: Rpd3L-Expanded complex; Rpd3L complex.